UUGGUCAGGCCAACACGGAUUCGGAUGCAGUCAAGCCCGUUCCGACGACGUAUUGGCAGAGGAAAUCAAUUGGUUUCAACUACCGCGCAUGAUGUCUAUAGCUUGGCAGCUUUCCUGAUCAUACUCCGAUGAAAGGAUCUCAUUUUCGGGAUCCCAAUCUUAUUUAGUGUAUCUCCACGGGAGAUAUAGUUGAGCUGUUCUAUAUAUUUGCGACCAUGAGCGUGGCCAAGAGCUACAGACGCCGGGUCCUGACCGCUAUGAUACGGUCGCGAAUCGGUUCGACCUCAGAUACAUCUCUUUCCAGUCUUCAUAUGCCCUUGCCUUAUAUGGCGUCCAGAGAACAGCAAUCGCAGCCCAACGGACACGCGAUAUCACCAAGCCUAGCAGAGCUCGAAAGAUCUGAUGCGGGGAGACGGCGUCGAGAUAUGCAGUUCAGAACCGCCGCCAAGCACAAGCGUCGCCAAUGGGCUAUUUGGCGCCGUCAAUACCAGGCUGGUGACGAACCCGUGCAGCUUACCAAAGGUGGAGAUCCAUGGGAUGGUAUAGUUCUUCUGAAUGAUGCGGAAAAGACCGCAUUUCACGAUGAAUGGGUGAAUGGUCUGGAGCGCACGAAGGGCGGGAUCUAUGAGACCUACGGCGACCAUGCCAUCGGGCUGGAUCAACCGAAGCAGUGCUCUGUUCUCGGUUGUGACAAUAGCUGUUGGUGGAGCGAGAUGAAUCAUUCACGAUAUUCCAAAAUAGACGCUGGUUACGUGCCUCCGAGGACUCGAUCCAACCAUGGCGAGCCUUCUAUCCAGUCCACAGUAUCCGCACCUGGUACCACCUCGGUCACAGUAAACGCAGGAUCUGGGGGUGCGAGAAGUAUUACCUGUCACAUCAAUCGCCGGUAUGAUUCCGCGCCGAGCGGUAGUGAGCAGAACGCCCUGUUAACGGUCCUGUCGCAUGAAGCAGACACAGCACGGACGGAACAGAGCCUGUACGCCUCUGAUAUCUCAACGCAUGUACCCCCUCGAUAG
Filobasidium floriforme is the source of this 1016-nucleotide messenger RNA. RefSeq lists its product as uncharacterized. NCBI's taxonomy places the organism in Eukaryota, Fungi, Basidiomycota, Tremellomycetes, Filobasidiales, Filobasidiaceae. The coding region runs from base 216 to 1016 and encodes 266 amino acids. The transcript is spliced from 2 exons. The record is from RefSeq and is a predicted model, not a curated record.